AUGGACAGUCUAUUAAUACCACCAACACCGUAUACUCCUCUUUCUUCUUCCGAUGAUAAUAAUAAUCCUGUACUUGUUUCAAGAAAAAAACGAAUUCUAAUUGGUUGUCUGAUUGGAUCAACAUUAACAAUUUUAUUAAUAAUUUCAAUAAAAUUAGUUUUAUCGAUGGAAUCACCAGCAAGUUAUAAGACAACGACAACAACAAUAACAACGAUUAUGCUGAAUCAAUCACCAAUAAAUUCUAGGACGACGACACCACCAACGGUUACACUGAAUCAAUUACCAACAACAUCAACAAAUACAGUUUCUCUUUCAUUAAAAUCCUGUCCCAUUCGAGGUGAAAAUGCAAGAUGGAUCAAACCAGGUAUUUCAUUUAUUAAUCCACUUGGUCGAUGUCUUUCAAAUGAAAAUGGAUUAUGCCAGCCAAGAGAUUUAUUUAUCGACGACAUUCAUGAUACUCUCUAUGUAGCUGAUUCAAAAAACAAUCGAAUACAAAAAUACUCACUGACUGAAACAUAUAAUUCAGAAAUAGGUGCAACUGGUAUUACUGUUGCUACUAAAGGUCUUCUUUUUCCACAGUCUGUUUUUGUUGACAUUCGCACAGAAGAUAUGUAUAUUAUGGAUUUCGAUCAAGAACAAACAUAUUAUCCACAAAAUUCAGUCUCUUAUCAAGUUCAUUUAUGGAAAAAAAAUGAUAAUGUUGGAAGAAUUUUGCUCAGUGAAGUAGGAGAAUCUCUAUUUGGAGGUGGCUUUCAUUGUUUUACAUUAGAUAAACAAAUGAAUAUAUAUGUUGGAACAAGGUUUUUUAUUAAAAAAUGGUUGGUAUCGACAAAUUAUACGAAAAAUAUUAUUGUUGCUGGACACGAUGGACAGGAUGCUUGGGCAUCGACUAGUCUGAAUGAUCCAGUUGCAUUUUUUAUUACUGAUGAUUUGACAUUAUAUAUAGCUGAUGGGGUAGGGAAACGUAUUCAAAAAUGGACAGUUAAUGCAACGGAGGGUACUACAGUUAUAGGAAACUUAACGUCUAUCGGGGGAAUAACAAUGGAUUGUAAUGGAUAUCUUUAUUAUACUCAGGCAUUAUAUAGUGUUUAUCAGCUGAAUAUGCUGACAAAUCAGAGUCAAAUGAUUGUUAGUGGGAAGAAUUCGCGAAUAUAUUAUCUUCAACCAGGAGCGAUUAAAAUUGAUAAAUUCGGCAAUCUUUUUUUUAUAGUAGAAAAUCAAAUACAUAAAUUUUCUAUUAUAAAAAAGAAAAAUAUUUGA
Adineta steineri is the source of this 1260-nucleotide messenger RNA. NCBI's taxonomy places the organism in Eukaryota, Metazoa, Rotifera, Eurotatoria, Adinetida, Adinetidae. The record is from the annotation of a GenBank genome assembly.